AUGGCUCCAGCUUCCAACGAAGAACAAUUCAAGUUCCUUAUUAGCUGUAUUCGAUAUAGCAACAAUGGAAAGGUAUUUCUCCUCCACUGCAGCGUCUUGCUAUCCAUAUACUUUCCUACCACGAUCCUAUUCAAGCUGUUUUCGAAGACGGCUGCUCAAAUCUCACAGGUAGACUUCGGUCAAGUAGCUAAAGAAUGCAAGAUCGUUACCAAAGGCGCAGCCGCAAAACGUUACGAACGCAUGAUGCGCUCCCACGGCAUCGCACCCAACGCUGCAUCCAUCAAGCCCGCGCCAGGUCCCUCCUCCACCCCCAACUCUCGCGCCUCGGCUCCCACCUCCGCACCGCGCGGCAAGUCCACCGGCAAGAAACGCAAGUUUUCCCACGAAGAUGAGAAUGCGGAUGAUGAGGAGGAUUUUUCAUCCGGCCAGGGCCCGAGCGGAAAUAAGGUCAAGAGAGAAGUGAAGAGCGAGAUGGGUGCGAGAAGUGCGGUUAAGGAGGAGAUGUAUCGGGAAGAUUCUCCAAGCGCGCAGUUGAGAGAGGGGAUGCAGAUGCAGAUGGGUUUGGGAGCUGGAUUGUGUGAUGUGAAUAGGGAGUUGGUGGGUUAUUAUAGUGGGGGGAGUAGUGCGGCGGGGAGUGUUAGUGGGGAGGGGGGUGAUUUUGAGUUUGGUGAUGGGGAGGAGUAUGCGGGUGGUGUGGUUUCGGGUGGAGUGGGUACUACUGCUUCGGCUUCUGGUGCUUUGAAUGCAUAUGGUCAGCCCCAGAAUGGAUAUGGUUUCAAUGCAGGUGGUUAUGGUGGGAUGAUGGGCGGUCACGGUAUGAUGGGAAGCGGAAGUGGUACGGGUAGUCACGGUGGACAGAACAUGACGGCAUCUAGAAGUCGUGCUGCAGGAUCGAAUGGAAUGGGUAUGAGUGCUCAGCAGUAUUAG
Botrytis byssoidea is the source of this 927-nucleotide messenger RNA. RefSeq lists its product as uncharacterized. NCBI's taxonomy places the organism in Eukaryota, Fungi, Ascomycota, Leotiomycetes, Helotiales, Sclerotiniaceae. The transcript is spliced from 2 exons. The coding region runs from base 1 to 927 and encodes 308 amino acids. The record is from RefSeq and is a predicted model, not a curated record.